Messenger RNA from Suhomyces tanzawaensis NRRL Y-17324, 1230 nucleotides. RefSeq lists its product as uncharacterized. NCBI's taxonomy places the organism in Eukaryota, Fungi, Ascomycota, Pichiomycetes, Serinales, Debaryomycetaceae. The record is from RefSeq and is a predicted model, not a curated record. The transcript has a single exon. Gene Ontology annotation, cellular component: Swr1 complex. Gene Ontology annotation, molecular function: nucleosome binding. Bases 1 to 1230 code for a protein of 409 amino acids.
AUGCACCUCAUCAUCGAUAACGGCUCCUACAACAUCAAGGCGGGCUUCGCGUCUGGCCCGUUGCUCAAAGUGCAGAAUACGCUCACCAAAACUAAAGACGGCAUCAUCCACAUUGGCAAUGAGCAUAUCGCACACACAAACCUCCACUCAGGCAUCCUCUUCAAGAGACCGUACGAACAGGGUCAUUUGACGUCCUGGGAGACCGAGAAGGCUAUCUGGGACUAUACUAUCGACCAAUUGACUCCCCAGAAGGAGUUGGACCCCGCAGAGACCCAUCUUACCCUAACCGAAGCUCCGUUCCAGUUGCCUCAACUUUCCAUAAACACCGACCAGAUUGUGUUCGAGGAGUAUGGCUUCAACGAGUACUAUCGGUGCCCGGCCGCAUCUCUCGUGCCGUGGGUUGACUUCGAGGACAAUUCCAAGACCGCACCCAACGACUUCAUGUUGGUGAUAGAUUCUGGCUACAACGCUACAUGGAUCAUACCUGUUUUAUACCAGACAGUGUACUGGCAGGGAGUGCGAAAGCUCCCGGUAGGAGGGAAGCUCUUGAAUGGCAUACUCAAGGAGUUGAUCUCGUUCAGACACUACGACGUGCUGGAAGAACCCAUUCUUAUCAACACCAUCAAGGAACAAACCUGUUUCCUUGCCCAGGACUUCAACAAGGCAUUGGCGUCAAGGGAUAAGUACAUGUGUGAAUUUAUUCUUCCCGAUUUCAAGACCACCAUGACAGGAUACCUCCGAGACAAAAACACGGUGAUCUCACCAGAUACCCAGUCGUUGAAGCUUCUAGACGAACGGUUCACUGUGCCAGAGUCUUUGUACCAUCCCGAAAUCAUCUUCGACAACAACUCGACCACUGCCAACUCGGGGUUGGUGCAAAACUCCCCCAUCAAAAACUUGACCGACCUCGUGGUGGAGUCCAUCAUGGCAUGUCCCGAAACUGCUAGACCGUUAUUGCUGGCUAAUAUAAGUAUAGUGGGAGGCUCGGCAUAUAUCCCCAACUUCACGAACAGACUUGUUCUGGAGAUCACCAAAGAGUUGCCUCUGCACUGGUUUGUCAGGGUGAGGCAGGCACCAAAGGAUAGUAAAUUGGAUGAGAUGAGCUGGAUGGGGGGUGUGGGCUUGACCAAUGAUGAAAUCAUUAAUGAUGUGAGUAUCAGCAAGAAGGAGUACUUCGAGCAUGGGUCAAACUGGUGCCAAAAACAAUUUGGUUUCAAAAAUACAGUAUAG